CCUAACAACACUCGCUUUCUGGUUCUGGUUCUGGUAGAAGCCCAACAACCAAAACUCACAGAUUCAAUAUGUUAAACCAGACCUACCCUCCAUUUCCCACCACGCCGCCUCUCCUUCUCUCUCUCUCUCUCUCUCUUCCAUGGCUUCCUCAUCCUCUCCCUCUCUCUCUCUGAAACAGAUUCUUCCUCUCUCUUCCCGCCGCACCUCUCUUUUCCUCACCGGUUCCUUUCUCCAGCUCCGGAGCUCCGGUUUCGACCGUAUCCGGUGUCCUUCUCUGUCAUCGCAUUUGAACCGGACAUACAGAGUGCCCUCCCGAGCGUCGGCGGGUUCGGCUCCUCAAGUGAUGGACCGGUCGCCGAGUGAGGCGAAUUCGGGCGUUCUGACAACCGUGGAGGCCGACUUGGGUGACCGGAGCUACCCGAUCUACAUUGGACCCGGGCUUCUUCACCAGCCGCAUCUUCUUCAGAGGCAUGUUCAUGGGAAGAGAGUUCUUGUGGUCACUAACACCACAAUUGCACCAAUUUACUUGGAUAAAGUUAUUAGUGCUCUAACAUCUGGGAACCCAAAUGUUUCGGUUGAGACUGUAAUUUUACCUGAUGGCGAAAAAUACAAGGACAUGGACACUCUUAUGAAAGUUUUUGACAAGGCUAUUGAGUCAAGAUUGGAUCGACGAUGUACGUUUGUUGCCCUGGGUGGUGGCGUCAUUGGUGAUAUGUGUGGGUUUGCUGCUGCAUCCUUCCUCCGAGGAGUUAAUCUUAUUCAAAUUCCUACUACUGUUAUGGCACAGGUAGAUUCUUCUGUUGGGGGAAAAACUGGAAUAAACCACCGUCUUGGGAAAAAUCUGAUUGGUGCAUUCUAUCAACCUCAAUGCGUGCUUGUAGAUACCGACACUUUAAAUACAUUGCCAGAUAGAGAACUAGCGUCAGGGUUUGCUGAGGUUAUAAAAUAUGGGCUCAUCAGAGAUGCUGAAUUUUUUGAGUGGCAAGAGAAGAAUAUGCUGGCACUGAUGGCAAGGGACCCAAGUGCUCUAGCUUAUGCUAUCAAGCGAUCGUGUGAAAACAAGGCUGAGGUUGUAUCCUUAGAUGAGAAGGAAAGUGGACUCAGGGCAACAUUGAACUUGGGUCACACUUUUGGUCAUGCUAUAGAGACUGGGUAUGGCUAUGGACAGUGGCUUCACGGUGAGGCUGUUGCAGCUGGCAUGGUUAUGGCUGUUGACAUGUCAUACCGCCUUGGUUGGAUUGAUGAAUCACUUGUAAAGCGGGUUCACAGCAUCUUAAAGCAAGCUAAAUUGCCUACUGCUCCUCCUGAAACAAUAACAGUCGAGAUGUUCAAGUCUGUCAUGGCGGUCGAUAAGAAGGUGGCUGAUGGACUAUUAAGGCUUAUUCUCCUGAAAGGUCCCCUAGGAAACUGUGUUUUUACCGGCGAUUAUGACAGAAAGGCUCUGGAUGAAACCCUUGGCGCAUUUUGCGAGUCCUAAAUUUGAGUGGCUUACAAUGUUGGCAACUAUUAAAUGUUGUAGUAAAUGUUAGUUGAUGUAAUUAUAUAUAUGUAUGUUGCAUUAAGAGGUUUUUCCAUGUGUUUUUGGUUUCCUCUUUUUCUUGUUUAAUCCUAUUGUUUGGGUCCUUUGUAGCUCUACCCCGUCACCCUCUUAAGGCUUUGCCCUAAUCAAUAAACAGUUUUCUACUUUUCUGCUCCUCGUA
Molecule: messenger RNA, 1700 nt
Organism: Diospyros lotus (date-plum)
Lineage: Eukaryota; Viridiplantae; Streptophyta; Magnoliopsida; Ericales; Ebenaceae
Product: 3-dehydroquinate synthase, chloroplastic
Exons: 8
Coding region: 140-1477 (445 amino acids)
Biological process (GO): aromatic amino acid biosynthetic process
Cellular component (GO): cytoplasm
Molecular function (GO): 3-dehydroquinate synthase activity
Source: RefSeq, a predicted model, not a curated record